CACCUGGUGUCUUCGUCCUUCCUCGGCAACAACCGUCACGUUUUCCAGUCCUUGCUUGAGCGUGAUGACACCAACGGUAAGUUUCUUGGUGUUGUUGAUACGUCGAGGUUGGAUCAUUGGCGACAGGGGUCUAUGCGUCUCCUUCUCCGUUUCAUCCAGUGCACCACAGCGGCCAUUAGGAACCUCAGAAGAGCAGAGCCAAGUUACGGGCUGCGACGCUGCGCAUCAAAUCUCACACCCUUCCCCACCGCUAACACCACCACCACAACCACAAACUUCGCAUGCCCCACAGCGUGGUUUGUGGCUCCUGCUUCUUCUUGCGUGGCCCUACUUCUCUUAAUUAUUCCUAAGAAUGACGUAGCUGUGCCUUGGGAAUCAUUUGCGGUCUGCCUGGAGCUUCUUCGGAUACGCUAUAUGUGUGCAUUCCUGCACCACCAUCAGAUAUCGGAGCUGUUGUAGUAGCAAGUGACCGACGACGUAGCUGUUGAUUGCCGAAGGCCAGCAGCAUGCAGGAGAAGGAGGAGGUCUCCAAGUUUGCUCUGCCGGUGGACGAGGAGCACAAGGCCACCGAGCUGCGCCUCCUCUCGGCCGCCGGCCCUCACAUGCGGGCCUUCCACCUCGCCUGGCUCUCCCUCUUCACCUGCUACUUCUCCACCUUCGCCACCCCGCCCCUCCUCCCCGUGCUCCGCCGCCACCUCCACCUUUCCCCCGUGGACGUCGCCCACGCCGGGGUCGCCUCCGUCUCCGGCAUCAUCGUCGCCCGCCUCGCCAUGGGCCCCGCCUGCGACCUCCUCGGCCCCCGUGUCGCGUCCGCGGCCCUCGCCCUGCUCACCGCCCCCGCCGUCUACGCCGCCUCCGCCGUGUCCUCCCCUACUGGCUUCAUCGUCCUCCGCUUCGUCGCCGGCCUCUCGCUCGCCAACUUCGUCGCCAACCAGUACUGGAUGAGCUCCAUGUUCGCCCCCGGCGUCGUCGGUCGGGCCAACGGAGUGUCCGCCGGCUGGGCCAACGCGGGCAGCGGCGCCGCGCAGUUCCUCAUGCCGCUUGCUUACUCUUUCAUCCUCCGACUCAGCGGCAGCCCCUCCUUCUCUUGGCGCGCUGCCUUCCUGAUCCCGGCGACGCUGCAGGUCGUAGGCGCUCUCGCGGUGCUCGCCUUCGGACAAGACUUGCCGGACGGCAACUUCGUGUCAUUUUCCAGAUCACAGGAGAAGAGAUCGUUGAGGAAGCCAACGUCGAAAGAAGGCUUCUGGGUAGUCAUCGCCGACGGCCUGGGCAACUACAGGGGCUGGAUACUGUGCCUGACCUAUGGCUACUGCUACGGGGUCGAGCUGGCUAUGGAGAACGUGGUGGCGGAGUACUUCUACGGGCGGUUCGGGCUAGGGGUGGAGGCGGCGGGACUGGUGGCGGCCUGUUUCGGAAUGGCCAACGUGGUGUCGCGGCCGGCUGGCGGGAUGAUCUCGGACGCCAUGGGAAGGAGGUUCGGUAUGCGUGGGAGGCUGUGGAGUCUGUGGGUGGUUCAGACCGUGGGAGGGGUGCUCUGCGUGCUGCUGGGGAGGAUGAGCUCGCUGGGGGCGUCCAUGGCCGUCAUGUGCUGCUUCGCUUUCUUCGCGCAGGCUGCCUCGGGGCUCACCUACGGGGUGGUGCCCUUCGUCUCCAAGAGGUCGCUGGGAGUGAUCUCGGGGCUGACAGGAAGCGGCGGAGCAUUAGGCGGAGUGGUAAUCCAGCUGCUGUUCUUCUCAGGCACCAAGUACUCCAAAGAGACCGGCAUCUCCCUCAUGGGAGUCAUGGUCCUCGUGUGCACUCUGCCAGUAAGCUUGAUAUACUUCCCACAGUGGGGAGGCAUGUUCUGUGGCUCAUCCACCGCGGAAGACGAUGAUCCAGAGGAAGAUUACCACUUGCUAAAGUGACAUCUCAACCCACCUCUGCUCCCAACUGUUGUACUCCAUUCUUCCCCUGUAAAAUUCAAGGCUGUGGUUUGCUGUGAUGUCCAUGUUUAUGGUGGUCAGUCCUUGUACAGAUUCCCUCUGUUAAUUGAGUUCAAACCAUUAUGGGGUUUGAAUUGUCAAUGUUUCUACCUUCUAUGAAAACGUUCAUGGAUUCUACAUA
This is a messenger RNA of Musa acuminata subsp. malaccensis (wild Malaysian banana), 2103 nucleotides long. RefSeq names its product high affinity nitrate transporter 2.5. Gene Ontology annotation, molecular function: nitrate transmembrane transporter activity. The record is from RefSeq and is a predicted model, not a curated record. Gene Ontology annotation, cellular component: plasma membrane. NCBI's taxonomy places the organism in Eukaryota, Viridiplantae, Streptophyta, Magnoliopsida, Zingiberales, Musaceae. Gene Ontology annotation, biological process: cellular response to nitrate; nitrate transmembrane transport.